Candidula unifasciata is the source of this 1459-nucleotide messenger RNA. NCBI's taxonomy places the organism in Eukaryota, Metazoa, Mollusca, Gastropoda, Stylommatophora, Geomitridae. The record is from the annotation of a GenBank genome assembly.
AUGAGCAGCAGAUCCAAUGUGAAAACAAAAGAUCGCACACGGAAAAAGAGGGAAGGAACUCCAGAAAAGUCGGCCACACCCUCGCAGGAACAGGAUGAAGCCUCAACCUCAUCAAAAGAUGUCAUCUGGAAUGAAGAGAUUGAAAAAUUACAGAUUAAAUCAGAGGAACUGCCAAAAAUAUGGCCUCCACGUCCACCAUCUACAGAGAAGACAUUUAUGAGAGUGCUGGUCCAGAAAACCAGGAAUGUGACACCUGUGGAAAAACGCAAACCUUUAGAUUCCACUGUUAACAAGCAGGCAGAACAUGGCAGCCCCAGGUGGCAGAUAGAUUAUUCAGAAUAUAUCGGACCACAGUACACAGAAUCAGGGGAUGUGAUUCCUUAUUCAAUUUUGGGAACAUACGAAGAUUUUUACAGGGAAGCCACUAGGAGAGGAGUUAAUAUGCCAAGACCCCAAGGAGACUUGGAAAAUGUAGGAACUCCAACAGUGAAGUAUGAAAAGAAAAGACACAAACAUCCAAGAGACACUGAAUCCAAUUCUAUAAGAAACUGGUACAAUAAAAUGAUGGAGAGAAAGAACCAGCAGGGAUAUAUUUCAAAACUGCUUCAGAAAGCUCCAGAAAAUCUGGCAAUGAAUCAGUCUGACAACUAUCGGACUAUCCAGGAGCAAAGAUAUUUGAUUGAUCGAACAAUUUCAAAAGUAGAUUAUGGAAAAGGAUAUCGAAUCGGGAGUGAGUUCUGGUUUCAACAAGAGCAACUUGGAGAUGAUCUCAAAGGUCUACAUAUGACCUUGACGCAGACUCAGAAAGGUUAUCCACACCCAAUAGAACAUGUGGGACUCUCCAAGAUUGUGAAGAAAGAAAAAGGCUGUGACUGGUCAGGAAAAGAGAAUGUUUACGUCAGCUACCCCUGGCAUAAGUCUGAGUAUCUAAACCAAAGAUUAAAGCAACUGCAGCCAUUUAUAGAUGAAAUUGAUUCAUGGAAACCUGACUUUGACGAUCUACAGGUUGUUGGCUCAAACAAGCCAAACAUUACAUCUGUGAAUGCAGAUAUGGAUGGCGGUGAGGUUUUCAGUACAAGACCACACAGUUCCAAUGAGGAUGGGGAAAUAAGAUCAGAGUACAAAGACGUUGCAGAGAGUGAAUCUGAUGAAAGUGAAGAAUUACUUCAGAAGGACUCCUCUGUGCGAGAAAGAAAGGAUCCGGUUUUUGGACCAUCGCUUUUGAUUGAUAAACAGUCAGCAAGGUGGACAGGAGAUAAUGAGUCAAUGAAAGAUAAGGUUGCCUUUGAAACAAUCAUAAAUUUUGAAACCUUCAGCGAGGACAAGGUGACUUCCUUUCUUGAACUAAUUAAUGAUGGCACAACCACAAUUUAUUAUGAUUGGAAGAAAAUUAUCAAGGAGAAUCCAUUUGGAGUUGCACCGAACAUGACACCAAGAUUUUAUUUCAACAACAGUUGUG